GCGAUUGGUUUUUGAUUGAAAACUAUGGUCUACUAUUAAAACGAAGGUAAAAGGAAUUGGUUUUGACUCUUGAAUAAGAAGGAUUCACCUGGGUGUAGCUCCCCGUAACUCACUACCACGACUUGUCGGAACGAUUGCACAUGUAUGGUGGAGGCAAUUGAGAACCGUAAGCGAGGCGUAGCAAGUGAUCGAAGAUCACUCUCUCGGUCCCUAGGCCGAGGAAAAUGGGAUAAGCUACAAGGGUAGCUCUCUUGCUUAUUCGACUAAGGUCUACUUAACUCACACUCUCGAAUCGGAAUUUGGACGGCUAAAGUUUAAUCGACCUAGGUGCCUACACAAACAAGAAGGGUUGCCCUACAUUAACCUAGCUAGGAGACAUGAUUUGCCUAAGAAAACCCAGCUUUUCAAGCCUCUUUUACCAAAUGCGGUUUUCUCUCUACCUAGUUUAGAAUGAAAAUUAGAUUGGUAGGCAAACACACAACAACAUAAUCUUCAAUGAAAAAUACCUCCAAACUCAUAUCAAAACACACCCACACACAAACAAUCAUUCCAUACAUUCAUUCAUAUGGUAGAAGUUAGGGUUCACCAACACCCAAGUGAAAAGGAAGCUACUCCAUGCUAGGAGAGAGGAAAACACAAAAGGAAAGGAGAAAAACUAACAUGGAGAUGAUUGGAUCCUUCCUUGUGCAAUGGAGAUCUUCCUUUGGGGAAGAUUUUUCCCAAAUCCUUCCUUGGAGUGAAACCCUAACUUCUUCUCUCUUCUUGUUCAUCCCUUUCUCUCUCUAGAAAUCUGAAGAAGAAGCUUUCUCACUCAAGGUCUCUCAUCCUCUUUUCUUUCGGAUCAAGCCUCCUUUUAUACCCUGAUCGGGCUCAAAUCACAGUCUUAGUUCACGACCGUGAACUGAAAGCACAUACCAUGAACUAUGGUUAAAACGUGUCGUCUCACUUACUUUAGUUCACGAGCAACGGCUUGAGUUCAAGUUCUUAUGACCGUGAACUGGCUUUACUACAGUGAGACUAAAAUUCACUCUGGGCGCCUGCUGGUUCACGGAGAAUGGCUCCUGUUCACGGUCUUAGUGACCGUGAACUCACAGUUCCAGCCAUGAUCUGCUGCUGCUUCCCACCUUUUGACUUGAUUUCUCGCCCUUUCGUCCAAAUUUCGAUCCCAGGGUUAGUUUCACCUGCCAUAAUAUGAAAAAGACCAAAACAAGGCAAAACCCGGCGUAAAACCAAAUCUCUCGGAGAGCAAAUGCCUCAAACGGCUAAGAAAGCGAGGUAAAAAUAUGUACAAUUGAGCCCAAAUCAUUAUCAUUAUAAUGUAUUACAUACCAAGAUGGUAGGAUGAACAAAACAACCCGCAAACUAACCUACUUGUCCAACCCGACCCAACCUCCCCUUAUUUAUAGUCAAAAUUAAAGUUUAAAGUUGGGUGAUAGUUUUUUAUUGUACAACCCACCUCUAUUGGGUAGGGUGCGGAUUUUGGAUAACGCAGCCUGUAGAACCCGACCAACCUAUGUUGAACUAUUGUCAUAAGUCUUCGUAUCCAAAACAUAUUUGUGAGAAAAAUAAGCUAUCUUGUCAUAUUUUUCUCUAGUGGUUUCUCUAGCCUAAUACAUUCUUCAACUUAAUAUUUAGACGUAUAUUUAAUAUAAGCUAUGAUUCACGUAAUACUUUUCUUGUGUACAAUUUUAGAAGAACAAUAUAUUAUGAAUGUGUUAGCUCAUAACCACUUUAGCUUAUUUCGACAAUUAUUUAUGAAGAAACUAGACAUAUGUUUAAGUAAAUUGCAUUUCAUUAAAAUCCAAACAACAUUUAUGCAUAUUGAUACUUUCCUCCUCAAUUUAUUUGUUUAAAAUUUUUAUUAAUUAUAUAAUAUUUUUGUAGUGUAGAAUAGUUGCCUUUUUGUAUUGUGUUGGGUUUUAAUUAAAAGUAUCUCCAACCCUACUCAACCCAAUUAUAAACAAAUUAUAGGGUUCUAAUUUUUUUGGGUGUGGAUUUAAUACUUUCAAAACCGUAGUAUAUGGAUCUGUAAUUAAAAUGACCAAACUCAAAUCACCCGACCCAUGUACACCCCUACAAGAUGGUAUCUAUUUUACAUAUUAUUAUUGCAAUAUAAGUUUAUGUACCACCAUAGAAUACCAUGUAAAGAAUGCUUUGGUUAACGCAUUAGUCCUCAAAAUAUCUUAGAGCGGAUAUCAUUUUGUAUAGUAUGAUUAAUUCAGUUUUUAUGUUAAAAAAUUUAGAAAAUGGAAAUAAAAACAAAUUGAGAUAUAGUCGUUAAAGUCUUAAGAAAGAGUAAAAAAUAUAUAUAAUCAUUAAAAUUUAGUGGAGUAAUUGUGCAGGAGUAAUUAUGUAUGGUACUCAAUUUUGGAAUCAUGUAAAUAUAAUUAGUUGACUACCUCAUAAAGAUUAUCCAAAACAUAAAAGAAACGAAGGAUAAAUGAAAAAAAGUGAUAGGAAUUGAUAAUGAAUAACUCCAUCCUUAACAACCAAUGCAAAUUGCUUUUAUUCACUGCAAUUGCAUGCUUAACAAAAGUGAACAAGAGAAAUGAAGAAAGAAAGGGCUCAAGAUAGAUGCACCCAUCAAUAACCAAAUAUAGACUCUUUAUUUAGAAAAUUCAGACAUAAGGAAUGAGAAUUAAAGACCAUUUUUAUUUUUUCUAGCUUUCUUAAUUGACUCAUAUCUUUUUCGUUUUAAGUUGGAUUUUUUUUUUUUUUUUUUUUUUUGCGCAGAUGGAACGAGUUCAUCGUGCUCUACAAAAUGAGAUCAAUUUUCAAUAUUUUUUGAGAAAAAAAAAUCUGGCCUCUCGGUACCAACUGCAGACCAUAUGGUAUCUUCUUCGUUUUUAAUUCGUUUUUGAAAAAGUUUGCACAGAAGGGACAAGUUCAUCAUGAUCUAUUGGAUCUACAAAUUUCUGGGUGAACAAAUUACAGGACCAAAAAAUACCACACAAUACCAUACAAUACCACCCUGGUACGGGGUGGUAUUGUAUGAUAUCUUCUUCGUUUUUAAUUCGUUUUUUAAAACGUUUGCACAGAAGGGACGAGUUCAUCAUGAUCUAUUGGAUCUACAAAUUUCUCGGUGAACAAAUUACAGGACCAAAAAAUACCACACAAUAUCAUACAAUACCACCCUGGUACGGGGUGGUAUUGUGUGGUAUACAAUGUUAAAAGUCGUAAAUGACAAUUAAUAUACUUUUACUAUCAUGUAUUCAACCAUCCUACAGUCUUGGUUUGUUCAUACAACCAUGGUACGUUUUUCAAACCAUAGGUAUGCUUUUAUUUCAAUACCAGUCAAUACCAUAUGGUAUAGACUGGUAAAAAAUGGCUCAAUUUUUUUUGUUCGAAAAAUAUAUUAAAGUUGAUAUCAUUUUGAAGAGCACAAUUAAUCUGAUCUAACUGUGCAAAAAAAAAAAAUUCGACUUAAAAUGAGUGAGAAAUCGUCCGUCAAAGAUUAAAGAGGGGAAAAUUAAAGGCUUUCCAGGAGAGAGAAGAUGCUGAUGUCAUGCUGAUGUGGACGAGUUACUCAUGGUUACUCACCAUAAGGUUACUGACCUGAUCCAUUCCCGAAAGAAAGGACGAGUGAGGCAAAUCCAACUAGGUUCAUAAUCAUCAUAUCAGAAAUUGUACUCUGCAUAUCCUAACAUAUAAAUUACAAGAAUAAUAUAUAAUGAUAUAGUCAUGGCUUAACCGGUAGUAUAAGAUAUGAUAUAUUGUUCAAAUAAUACUUAAAUAUUAUCUUAUUUUAGAAGAAAAAGAAAAAGAAAACAACAACACGUUCCAUUUAUAUGAUUAAGGGGGAGAAAAGAGAAAAUUAUUCAAUAGACCUUCCAUAUUAUGCAGUAUUUUUAGAUCUUACGAGGGGAAAUGAAAAGCACGGCCAAUAGCAGCCUUAAUUAGCGAAUAAUUAGGAAUUAGUGGUUUAACCUUGCUUACCGCUUUCCCCCUCGCCGCCCAUGCCAUAAUCCUUCCUUCCUAAUAACCGCCUUUCUUCAACUCUUGCUCGCCCGACAUGUGGCCGUCUCUUUCUAUCUGCCCCCUUUCUUCUCUCUUUUUUCAUCUAGAAAAUCAUAUUCCGUUAUGAACGAACACACAUGAGUCGAAGAAAUUUAUUUCAAAACUUUUUUUUUUAUGAUAGAGGUUGCUAAUGAGAACUUUCUACUUGGUUGAUUAAGAAAGACAUAAACGAAACUGUACGUAUGAACCUCUCUAUUUAUUUGUGAAGGGAGGAGAGCAACUGCAAGAAGGACAUCAACAGUUGUGACGAGUUAGCAAAGGCGAUGGAUGACGUUGACAAGAGAGAGGACGAGAUUGAGCUAGAGCUAGGGCUUUCUCUCGGCGGGAAUUGCAAUACGCGGCUGCAAAAAUUCAUUUCGGUUCAGAAGGAGGACCACGAGCGGAAAUCCAUACCUGAGUCGGCUGAUUUGGGUUUUGGGGUUCAAGCUUGCACGAGAUUUGGAGAGUUGUCGGGUUUUACGGGUGAGAAUUCUGAGCAGGACAUGGAUCCCAAGAUGAAGCGCAAAAUUCAGGAAAUGAGGAGGCACGAAGCAAAGAAGAAGAGAGGUAAGAAGAAGUUGAAGAUGGCGCUUUCCAAGGGGAAGCUCACCGCCGCUAUCGGAUGUUCCUAUCCGGCGAAUGCUGUUUAUAUGAAGAGCAUGUAUGCAAGAGGAGCAAGAGCGUCAAUUUCAGUGUCGAGCGGUUGGCAUCUACACCACCUACCUUGCAACGACUCUCAGGCCCGACUUCUCUACAGUUCAGUGUGCCAGCUCACGGGGUUGGGCGAACCGAAAGCAGAGCAAUUCCCUGUUGGUUCGUCAGUGGCGGGUUCGAGAGGAAUCUAAUUUGACAAGUCGCAUGCUAUGAUUUCGGGGCGCCGUUCCAUGUGUGUGUUGAACCUUCUUAGGGAGUAACAAACGUGCAUGAUUCGGAGCAGCACGGUGACGAAGGCGGAUCGAAUGAGUCACUUGUAUGUACCUCCUCCAUAGUUUUGGAUUACCGGAGUUCUUCUCAUGAAGGUAUAUUAUAUUAUAUUAGAUUACUGUUCUUUGGUUCAUAUCCUCAUUCUUCUGAUAACAAUUUAUAGACACCAAACCACCGGAAAAAAUCCAAAUGUACCACUGUUUUAAAAAAGAAUUCCAAAAAUACCACCCAACCCCAAAAAAUUCCAAAAAUACCACCCUUUUUCAAAAACUGCCACCCCACCCUGCAGUUUACACGAAAACCGCUGGGCGGGGCGGUUAUAAAUUUUUUUUUUGGACCAAACCGCUUGGUGGGGUGGCGGUUUGGGAAACCGCCACCCCACCAAGCGGUUUGGUCCAAUUUUUUUUUUCCGAUUAACUCCUAACUUCGGCCGAAACUUCAAACGAACGUAACUUUGCACUCGGGUAUCCGAUCGUAGCGAUUUGUUUUUUAUUUCGCAUAACUUUUCAAGAUCUACAACUUUUACUAGGAUGAAAUUUUCAAAACAGGAAUUAGUUGUGGAUAUACGUGGACUUGGGAAUAACUUUACCUUUACUUUUCACAAAUCCAUGUAUAUUUUGAAAUUAUGAUUAUGUUAAAAAAAUGUAGAUCUUGAAAAGUUACGCGGAAUAAAAAAAAUCAUGACGUUCGGAUUUUGGAGCACAAAGUUAUGGCCGCCCAAAGUUUGACGAAAUAAAAAAAAGGCUCGUUCGGGGUAGCAAAUGACGUUUUUUCGAGACGAAGGCGGGACUCGGCGGUUUGCGGCUUGCAAGAUCUCAAAAAGUUAUUCGGAUUCAAAAAAUGGAACCGCUAACUUUUUGAGAUCUUGCAAGCCGCAAACCGCCGGGUCUCGCCUUUCGUCAAACUUUGGGCGGCCAUAACUUUGUGCUCCAAAAUCCGAACGUCAUGAAAUUUUUUUUUAUUCCGCAUAACUUUUCAAGAUCUACAACUUUAAGAUAAUCAUAAUUUCAAAAUGUACAUGGAUUUGUGAAAAGUAAAGGUAAAGUUAUUCUCAAGGUCCUGUUUAUCCACAACUAAUUCCUGUUUUGAAAAUUUCAUCCUAGUACAAGUUGUAGAUCUUGAAAAGUUAUGCGAAAUAAAAAACAAAUCGCUACGAUCGGAUACCCGAGUGCAAAGUUACGUUCGUUUGAAGUUUCGGCCGAAGUUAGGAGUUGAUCGGAAAAAAAAAAAAUUGGACCAAACCGCUGGGUGGGGUGGCAGUUUUGGGCCAAACUGCCACCCCACCAAGCGGUUUGGUCCAAAAAAAAUUUUACAACCGCCCCUUAGCCCAGCUGUUUGCAUAGAAAACCGCAGGGUGGGGUGGCGGUUUUUGAAAAAGGUGGUAUUUUUGGAAUUUUUUGGGGUUGGGUGGUAUUAUUGGAAUUCUUUUUUUAAACAAUGGUAUUUCUGGAAAAAGUCCCCAAACCACCUAUUGUCUCCUUUUUUUUGUGAGGCAGAGUACUAGUUGCUAGAGCUAAUGAUUCUAAAGAACACAGACAUUUUAUUUUAUGGACAUGGCUAAUAAUUGGCAAUUGAUUGCUAGAUUGCCAACUCUUGAAAGAAAGAGAGGCAGGCUUAAUUCUUGCUAGGAGGUUACUAUUGGCAGCAAAUUUUAGCUCCUAGCUAGCUGGAAAUAGAGCCUUCCAUGGUAGAGUAACUUCUUUCCAUUGUAUUGAAAUGAAAUUUUAUUGCUGGUAUAUGAUUGAGGUUUUGCUUAGGAGUUGAAGCUAUAAUUGCUAGAAAUCAAACUAUUUCUAAAAUGUUUUAUUAGUUUGAAGCCUUUUCCAAUUACAGAAGCAAAACAAAACAAAACAAAUGCAAUUUGUGUAUAGCUAGUGAGUUUGUUCAAUGUGUAUGUUAAUGUUUGGUGAAGCUUUGUUUGUCAAUCAUAAGAUUAACUAAAGACACGAUGUACCUAAAUUCAGGAUGUGGUGGCAGUAGUGAAAGUAUAAGCCAUUCAAUGCAAUCAAUCCUCGAACAACUGCAAUUCAAUGGUAUUGGGAGCAGCCGCACCAAGAGCCAGUCAUUACACACAGUUACGUCUUAUCUCAUUGAAUUCGCCAUCGAAGAAACAAACUGCAUAGAAACGAUCAAAGCACCAUCGAAUGAUGCUCAACCUGACGAUCCUCACAAACAAAAGGAAGAGUCAAGGUCUGACAUAGAUGGGAUGAAUACAUCGAGUGUGCAGAAUAUAGAGACUAGUUUAUCAAAGAGAAGCAACCAACAAGUAGGUUGCAAUCUUCCCAAAAGCUAAAACCAACAUGAGAAUGAUGUGCACCCGACCUUGCCCUACAUGCCAUGCGUAUCAGCGACGGGAAAUGGGCCGAAUGGGAAAACCGUGCAUGGAUUUCUCUACAAGUACACGAAAGGGGAGGUGAGCAUCAUUUGUGUCUACCAUGGAAGCUCAUUCUCUCCAAUGGAGUUUGUGCAACAUGCUGGAGGCAUAGAUGUUUCUCACCCUCUGAAGCAUAUCACGGUAGUCCCACCUACAAUUUGAUGUGUUGGCAUAACAAUGGGGAGUAACUUCGUUUCACUUUCUUGACUCCUUUUUUCCUUCUCUCGAGCCAAACAUUUAGCAUGGAUGAGAGGGAGAUGACUUCUACAUGUACAUUAUAUCUUUGGAUUGUUGGGGAAUCUUCUCGUGGAACAGUUGGAGGAGAUUCAAUUUGCUUUGUUUUUGUUUCUUUUAGUAAACUAUAUAACCGCAU
Linum trigynum is the source of this 7667-nucleotide messenger RNA. The record is from the annotation of a GenBank genome assembly. NCBI's taxonomy places the organism in Eukaryota, Viridiplantae, Streptophyta, Magnoliopsida, Malpighiales, Linaceae.